AUGUCUUCAAGUUCAGAUUCUAAAAUUAAGUCAUUACAAGAUUCGGGUUUAGUUGAUUGGUCAGUAUUAUCAGAAAUUAUUCAAAUGGAUGAAGAUGAAGAAGAUUUUUCACAACAAUUAUUUGAAACUUUUGUUAAUCAAGUUAAUGAUACAUUUAAAGAAAUAAAUCAUUAUUUAAAAACUAAAGAUUUAGAUAAUUUAUCAAAAACUGGACAUUUUUUAAAAGGUUCGGCUGCUGCUUUGGGAUUAACUUUAAUUUCUCAACAAUGUGAAAGAAUUCAAAAUUAUGGUCAUAAAAUCAAUUUUGAUAAUUUUGAUAUAAGGGAUGUGGAUAGAGAGAAGAUAAAAGAUGUGGAGGAGGAUGGAGUGGAAACAAAUGAAAAUGGUAAAAAUAAAUAUGAAGAUAAAGAAAAUAAUAUAACAAAAGAUUCAAUAACGAAAGAUAAUAAAAAAGAUGAUGAAUUUUCUAUACUUGAUCAAUCUUCAGAUGAAUAUUGGAUUUUAUUAAUUAAAGAUGCUUUAGCAAAGGCAAAAUCUGGUUUUAUAUCUACAAAAAAAGCAUUAGAUGAUUAUUUUGAAACAGAAUAA
Insectozyma verbasci is the source of this 588-nucleotide messenger RNA. The record is from the annotation of a GenBank genome assembly. Lineage: Eukaryota; Fungi; Ascomycota; Pichiomycetes; Serinales; Debaryomycetaceae.